Molecule: messenger RNA, 4622 nt
Organism: Sorex fumeus (smoky shrew)
Lineage: Eukaryota; Metazoa; Chordata; Mammalia; Eulipotyphla; Soricidae
Gene: KCNA3
Product: potassium voltage-gated channel subfamily A member 3
Exons: 2
Coding region: 104-1783 (559 amino acids)
Biological process (GO): protein homooligomerization; potassium ion transmembrane transport
Cellular component (GO): axon; membrane; voltage-gated potassium channel complex
Molecular function (GO): protein binding; delayed rectifier potassium channel activity
Source: RefSeq, a predicted model, not a curated record
CGGCGGCGGCAGCAACAGGCGGCGGCCGGGCUCGGCGCGGAGGCGCCCGGGGAGGCGCGGGGAGGCGCGCCGCGACCCCGCGCCGCCGCCUCUUCGCCGCCGCAUGGACGAGCAGCUCGGCCUGCUGCGCUCGCCGCCGCCGCCCUCCGCCCGCCCCCGCGCCCACUCCCCGCAGGACCCCGCGGGCGGCGGCGGCGGCCACUCCUCGCCGGACCCCGGCCCCGCGCGGCCGCGCGACAUGACGGUGGUGCCCGGGGACCACCUGCCGGAGCCCGAGGCGGCCGGCGGCGGCGGCGGGGAGCGCUACGAGCCGCCGCCGCCCGCGCUGGCGGCCGGCGGCGAGCAGGACUGCUGCGGCGAGCGCGUGGUCAUCAACAUCUCGGGGCUGCGCUUCGAGACGCAGCUCAAGACCCUCCGCCAGUUCCCCGAGACGCUGCUGGGCGACCCCGCGCGGCGCGUGCGGUACUUCGACCCGCUCCGCAACGAGUACUUCUUCGACCGCAACCGGCCCAGCUUCGACGCCAUCCUCUACUACUACCAGUCCGGGGGCCGCAUCCGCCGGCCCGUCAACGUGCCCAUCGACGUCUUCUCCGAGGAGAUCCGCUUCUACCAGCUGGGCGAGGAGGCCAUGGAGAAGUUCCGCGAGGACGAGGGCUUCCUGCGCGAGGAGGAGCGGCCGCUGCCCCGCCGCGACCUCCAGCGCCAGGUGUGGCUGCUCUUCGAGUACCCCGAGAGCUCGGGGCCGGCGCGGGGCAUCGCCAUCGUGUCGGUGCUCGUCAUCCUCGUCUCCAUCGUCAUCUUCUGCCUGGAGACGCUGCCCGAGUUCCGCGACGACAAGGACUACCCGGCCCCGGCGCCUUCGCCCGAGCAGCCCGAGGCGGCCGGCCGCAACGGCACGUCGGGGGCCCCCGCGGGCGCCUCCAGCUUCUCGGACCCCUUCUUCGUGGUGGAGACGCUGUGCAUCAUCUGGUUCUCCUUCGAGCUGCUGGUGCGCUUCUUCGCGUGCCCCAGCAAAGCCACCUUCUCGAGGAACAUCAUGAACCUGAUCGACGUCGUGGCCAUCAUCCCCUACUUCAUCACCCUGGGCACCGAGCUGGCCGAGCGACAGGGCAACGGGCAGCAAGCCAUGUCCCUGGCCAUCCUGAGGGUCAUCCGCCUGGUGCGGGUCUUCCGCAUCUUCAAGCUCUCCCGCCACUCCAAGGGGCUGCAGAUCCUGGGCCAGACCCUGAAGGCUUCCAUGCGGGAGCUGGGGCUGCUCAUCUUCUUCCUCUUCAUCGGCGUCAUCCUCUUCUCCAGCGCCGUCUACUUUGCCGAGGCGGACGACCCCACUUCGGGUUUCAGCAGUAUCCCAGAUGCCUUCUGGUGGGCAGUGGUAACCAUGACGACAGUGGGUUACGGUGACAUGCAUCCCGUGACCAUCGGGGGCAAGAUUGUGGGGUCUCUCUGUGCCAUCGCCGGUGUCUUGACCAUUGCUUUGCCAGUCCCCGUGAUUGUUUCCAACUUCAAUUACUUCUACCACCGGGAGACCGAAGGGGAAGAGCAAGCCCAGUACUUGCACGUGGGAAGUUGCCAGCACCUCUCUCCUUCAGAAGAGGAGCUCAGAAAAGCAAGGAGUAACUCCACUCUGAGUAAGUCGGAGUAUAUGGUGAUCGAAGAGGGGGGUAUGAACCAUAGCACCUUCCCCCAGACCCCCUUCAAAACGGGCAAUUCCACUGCCCCCUGCACAACAAACAAUAAUCCCAACUCCUGUGUCAACAUCAAAAAGAUAUUUACCGAUGUUUAAUGUAUGGUCUAAGUAACAUGCUGUGCUCAGUAUUCUGUGGAACGUGCCCCCCUUGGUCUGUGCUAUGCCCUUGUUUUAUACAUUUCCAGACCGUUCAUCCAGGAAAGGACUCAGAAGAGUGAAAGCACACUUCCUUCACCCUCACCCUGCUGCUUCAUACUGAAACAGGAGUCUCUUUUGCAGGUGGGCUGCAUUCUCUCAGCUCUUUUCUUUUCCUCUUCCCCACGCCCUUAAUCUGAUAAACAACAAAUUGAACUUAAAUUUGAUUGCUACAAUAUGACCUAUAUUUAAAAAAAAAAAAAACCCUACAUCCUGAGAGGAAAUGAAACUGAAGACAGAGUAACUGUUUUAACUUCAAAAGGCAUUUGUUUCUUUACUAAGUAAAGCAGGCACAUACUUAAUGGUUGAGCUUGAUGGACCCUUCAGUGUUAUUGAAUGUUUAGUUUUGUUACCUACACUGUGGCUAUGUGGAUGAGAAGUCUAAGAACAAUUACUUGUGAACCCACCAAACGGUUUAGUUGGUUUUUUUUUUUUUUUGGUCUGGAAUUUAUGUUCUGAACCGUUCUCAGAAUUGUAAGGAUCUCUACAACUUUGAACAUGACAAAUACCCAAGGUGUCCUGAUUAUGACGAGUUUAAACUCUUUGGGGCUCUAUUAAGCAUUUCAAACAUAAUAGACUAACAAAUUCCUGUGAAGUUCUUUGUGUGUGUGUUCCAGUCAACAUCUAUCAAGUUCCAGAAACAGAUGUUCUUAGUGCUGCUGAGAGAAACAAACAGAAAAUAAAUAAAUAAAUGAAACCCUUAAUGCAUCUGAGAGAUAAGCUUCUGCAGAAUCACAAGAAGAUUAAAGUGGCAGACACUCCUUCCAGCGGAAGUUACUAAUUCGGACCUGACUGAUGUAGUUCCCAUAGCAACCCGUGUUUCCUGGGAAACCCGAAAAAGGUUGUCAUGGUAUCUCUUGCUCUCUAGCCCCACCCUCUAGCCUCUGUCGUUUCCACAGUAACCUUCCAGAUAGUUCUGCUUACAUGAUUUCAUAAAGAAAACCAGUUUGAAUAAACCGCACAAAUAAAGUUGUCCGAGAAUCUGAGUUGGUAAAUAUAAUGACAAAAUGCCUUUUUCUUUCUAUUUUUAAACUGCAAUCGAUCAAUAAUGUCAUCCCAGAGUGACUGGAUUGAGAAGGAAAAUAACAUCUUUGGAAUGUUUGACAUACAGCACAAUCAGGCAUGAUUUAAAGUAAAUGCCAGUAAUUAGGCAAUAAUUUUAAAAGAUGCUUCUCUACUGUUCUCAUAUUCCAAGAAAAAAUGGUUCCAAGCCAACAAAUGGAAUCUAAAAACAAAGUUAUUCUGUAUAUAAGUGAGUGAGUGUCAAUCAGUACACCUGAGACCUUAAAAAGAUUUCUUCAGACUCCCUCUUUUAAAAUUAAAAAGCCCACAACAGCACUGUCACCAUCACAGCACUUGUAAAAGCUAAAUUAACUAAAAAAGUAUAAAGGAUGCACUUUUUAGCUGAAGAAAUUGCAGACAAUCAAUAAAAAAAGGAGGGGCAGGAAGUAAUCAUGUCCUGGGGAAAUUUCUGCAAGUUUCAUCCAUAUGCCAGGGGUGCCAGAAGACAGAAUCAGAUACCUGAAGAACCCCACAUAAUGAAUUCUAGAGCUUCACUGGCCAGUAGGAGGCUGGCUUUUGAAUUGCCUAGCUCAAGAAUGCAGUAUUGGUUAUGUUGCUGAUGAUUAUGACCGAGCUGCUGGCCGUGCUUUCUGUUUCAAUUGACAUUAAAUAACAUGUCUUUAACAAAGAGUUGAUGUAAAGGAACAGCUGUGACACUGGAGGAUUCUCUUCUAAUCAUGUGCAAUAUAAGAGACGUUCUUCAAGAGAUAAUGAAGACCAUUAAAAUAUUAAGGUAUUAUCAUUUCAUCCUUUUGACAUUUUGAUGAAAUCUAAUUAUCCCAAAAGGAAUCAGUACCAAUGAUGAAGAAAACCUAAAUGUGUAUUUCCAACAGACUGCCUAUUGCUGUUUUCUUCUUUCAGUUAAUUUAAUCAUGAGAUACGUUCAUAUUAUAUUCCAUGUUUGGGAUUAUGCACAACUUUACUUGUGAAAGUGUGUCCUGUACCAAAGGCUCUAACACAUAGAUUAGCCUAUUUACAUGUAUUUGUAUUUACAUGUAAAUGUAAAUAAGUGAAGUCUACACUGUGCCCAGAUAAAUGAAAUUAAAGACAGACUUGCCUAAAGGAAAUGUGCCUUGCUUGAUGAAACAGUCUUUUAUUUUUUGAUUCAAACUGAUAGAUUGGAAAAUCAGUCUUGUAGGUAACUUUAAAAAUACAUUAGUACUAAUUACAUUGCUUGAGUUGUCUAUCUUAACCAAAUUUUUGACACAGUUAUAGUUUUAAUAGUUGUAUAUGCUCAUUCAGUUUAGUUUUCCUGAGAUGUUUGAUGUGAUGAAACAAAGCACAUUCUUAAGUAUAUAUACAAUAUUCCAUCUGUGUUUAUAGAAUUUCUUUCAAAGUUGUAUUUGACUUAUUUUCUAUUUUUAUAUUCUUUUAGAAAUGAAAAUUUUUUCAAUUAAAAAGCAAAGUUUUCAUUGGCAAAGUUUUUAGGAGGUCAUGAAGAUGAUUUCCCAUUUAGGUGACAUUUCACUUCUGUGCCAUUAUUAAUGUAUUUACUGUGACAUUUCAGCAGAAUGGUAGCUAUUUGUAUAUUAUUUACUAAGCCUUAACUAUGAACAUUUAGCAUAAAGACAUUUUAAUUUCCACAUUUAAUUCCUAAAAUAUUCUUGAACAUAAAUAAAUAUUAGCCUCUAACUCUAUUUCAUAACAGUGCUAUUAAGUACCCUUGCAUAAUUUCAAU